Molecule: messenger RNA, 1530 nt
Organism: Mya arenaria
Lineage: Eukaryota; Metazoa; Mollusca; Bivalvia; Myida; Myidae
Product: glutathione S-transferase 3-like
Exons: 6
Coding region: 228-869 (213 amino acids)
Biological process (GO): glutathione metabolic process
Molecular function (GO): glutathione transferase activity
Source: RefSeq, a predicted model, not a curated record
GAUUUAUCUAUGAGGCUGAAAUACAAAACAAUAUUAACCGAUAAAAGAAACUCGUCUAUUUAAUUCAGUUUAGCCCUGGGCUUUCUCAACUUCAGUUAACCCCAUCCUUAUAAAGUGUGUGACUAUUUUGUUCAAUGGUCCGGCACAGAAUCGAGUGGUUGAAUUAUUUUUGUAUAUAAAUACGCAAGGUAACCGGAUUUUUCCUUAAAGUUAUAUUGUCUGCGAGUAUGACAGGGACAAUGGAAAGCUACCGUUUGACAUAUUUCAACAAAAGAGGGGGUGGUGAAAUUAUACGUCUCGUGUUUGUUGUGACGUCACAGACGUUUGAGGAUGAAAGAUUGACGUCAGAAGAGUGGCUAAAGAGAAAAGAAGAAAUGCCAAUGAAAAGUUUGCCCGUACUGCACGUUAAACGAGAGGACAAAGAAACAACGUUUUGUCAGUCGGGAGCCAUCGCCAAAUACCUCGCAAAGAAGUUUGGAAUUCAUGGUGAAAAUGAAGACGAGGGCUUAUUGGUAGACGAAGUGUACGACUGUGUUGGAGAUGUUCGAAAAUCCCUGGUACAAAUCCACUUUUGUAAAGACGAAACUACAAAGGCCGACUUACAGAAGAAGCUUAUUAGUGAGGUCUUGCCUAACUUCUGUCAGUACUUUCAAAGACGAAAGGCGAGUUUUGGUGAAGGUGGUUACAUAGUUGGCGGAAAGAUCUCCCUGGCUGAUUUAGCUGUUUUCAACAUGGUCGACAGCUGCUUGGAAAUGGGACUCAAGUCGCUAUGGCAACCAUACCCAGAAUUAUUGAAACACAGAGAACUGAUCAUGGAAAACGAAAAACUUUCAGACUGGCUUAAAACUCGACCUGUCACCGAGGUCUAGAUUUCCAUGCACUAUUUUUGGUGUCUUAUCUCCUUAACUUGUAUAUUAGUUAACCGUUGUCCCAUCCAAAAGUAUUAAUAUGUGUGCUAGUAUAUGUUGCUUUGUGCAAUAAAGAUGUAUGUUAGUUCACUGUUGUCUCAUUCAAAAGUAUUAAUGUUUGCGAGUAUGUUGCUUCGUGCAAUAAAGAUGUAUCAUGUUAGUUUACUGUUGUCUUAUUCAAAAGUAUUAAUAUGUAUGCGAGUAUGUUGCUUCGUGCAAUAAAGAUGUAUCAUAUUAGUUUACUGUUGUCUUAUUCAAAAGUAUUAAUAUGUAUGCGAGUAUGUUGCUUCGUGCAAUAAAGAUGUAUCAUGUUAGUUCACUGUUGUCUUAUUCAAAAGUAUUAAUAUGUAUGCGAGUAUGUUGCUUCGUGCAAUAAAGAUGUAUCAUGUUAGUUUACUGUUGUCUUAUUCAAAAGUAUUAAUAUGUAUGCGAGUAUGUUGCUUCGUGCAAAAAAGAUGUAUCAUGUUAGUUUACUGUUGUCUUAUUCAAAAGUAUUAAUAUGUAUGCGAGUAUGUUGCUUCGUGCAAUAAAGAUGUAUCAUGUUAGUAUACUGUUGUCUUAUUCAAAAGAAUUAAUAUGUAUGCGAGUAUGUUGCUUCGUGCAAUAAAGAUGUAUCAUGUUA